AUGGAUUUUAAGAAUGGUUAUGAAAAGAUAGCAUUGUCAAAGCAAGACUAUAGUCAUGUUUUUGAUAAUGUAUUACAAUCAGCAAUGGAUAAACUUAACCUACAUCUACCGGGGGCACAAAAGGAUCCAUUAAAGAAUGAAGUUUCCACUAUGCUUGAGGAAUUUCUUGUUAAUAUUUUUGAUAGUUCAAAAUAUUCAAUCCUUGCAGAUGGAAGAGAUUUGGAUGAAACAUCAAUUAAGGAUAUUCUUUUAUUAAGAACACAUGAAAAUGUCGAGCAAAUUGAUGCAGAUAUAACUUCGAAAUUAAGAAAUAUAUUACAAGAAUUUGAAACAGAAACAGUUGAAGUGACUAGAAUGAGGCGAGAGAUUCCUAUAAAAGCAAGUGAUGUUUAUAAUGAUGUUAUUAAAAAAGUGGACGAUGAAGUAUCGGAAUUAAUUAAUCAGAUUGAAAAAGAAGAUCAAGAUAACCUAAACGAUGAACAAAAACCCGUGGAGAUUGAUCACGAGGAUACUUCAAAGAAACUCAAUAAAUAUUUGCAAUUACUAGAGGAAACAAAUAAGCGAUUACCAACUUUGAGAACCCAAUUUGAAGAAUAUAAUAAAACCCUGCAACUUUUGGAAGAUAUUUACGAACAACGCCACUCACAACAAACUAAAGAAGUAUAA
Candida tropicalis MYA-3404 is the source of this 666-nucleotide messenger RNA. RefSeq names its product MIND complex subunit. The coding region runs from base 1 to 666 and encodes 221 amino acids. Gene Ontology annotation, biological process: mitotic sister chromatid segregation. Lineage: Eukaryota; Fungi; Ascomycota; Pichiomycetes; Serinales; Debaryomycetaceae. The transcript has a single exon. The record is from RefSeq and is a predicted model, not a curated record. Gene Ontology annotation, cellular component: kinetochore; MIS12/MIND type complex.